CUAGCUAAGGGGUCUUCAAUUCCUGCUCUUCUUCUUAAAAUCUUGAGCCACCAUUAAAGUCCAAACCAGCUCCUCCCCUCCCCUGUUCCCAUCAAAGCAAGAUGCACAGUAACAACACUGAACUUCCUCAAAAGUCUCUCCAAAUCAAGGAGGAUAACAAGUUCUUCUCAAGGCUUCUAACUAAGGAGAAAUCCAUGGCUAAUUCAUCCUUUAGAGUCUACUAUGGAGGUUCAGCAGGUUCAGUUCCAUUUAUGUGGGAGUCUCAACCUGGUACACCUAAACACGCAUUUAGUGAUACCUCUCUUCCUCCACUCACCCCUCCACCUUCCUUCCAUUCUCAUCUCAAGCAAAAAUCAGUUAAGAAGCCUUCAAAAACAAACCUUUUACACACAAUAUUGCCAAAACUUUCUUUGAAGAAAUCCCAAAUUCCACCACUACCACCAUCACCAACAUCUUCAUUGUCAUGGUCUUCAUCAUUGUCUUCUUCAUCAUCAUCUUCUUCCACUACCCCAACUACCCCUUCUAAUUUCCAUCGUAAUCAUCGACGAAUUUCGAGUUCUAGAUUAUCUUUUGAUUCUAAAGGAGAAGAUGAGUAUCAGGGCUUUGGAUAUCCUACUUCAACCAUGUGUUUUGGUGUGGGUAGAGAGAGUAGUUCUAGUAAUCUCAGUGGCUGCAACUCAAUAAUGGUGAUGAAGAAUGCUUUCUUAUCCAUUGUUGGACAUCGAUCUGAUCGAGGUACUACUGUGUAAUUUAUUAAAAUGUUUUAUGUUCUUUAUCUCUGUUUUUCCAUUUUUAUAGGUUUACUCUAAAAGUCUUUGUUUGAGAUGUAAAAUGAUGUAUGUGAUUUGAGAGCCAAAAUGGAGAGAUAAAGAAAAUGCAUUGAGAAACUGUGGAAGUAGAUGCUGAUCUUGACAAAAAUAACAGGAUUCAUGAUAGGAUGAAUGAAUGUAACUCAUGUUCUUCAGUCUC
Messenger RNA from Telopea speciosissima, 969 nucleotides. RefSeq lists its product as uncharacterized. The transcript has a single exon. The record is from RefSeq and is a predicted model, not a curated record. NCBI's taxonomy places the organism in Eukaryota, Viridiplantae, Streptophyta, Magnoliopsida, Proteales, Proteaceae. Bases 102 to 749 code for a protein of 215 amino acids.